AUGUCCUUGGUUUAUCAGAGAUUCCUUGCUAUAAGCCUUCCAACUGUUGCGGCUUUUCUAAGUAUCCUGUGGUUGAGAAACCGCCGGAAAGGGCGACACCUCCCCGCUGAUAGCAGUUUUUCUGACUGUUUGAAUAAAACUGAAGAAAAAAAAUCAAGUGAAAAUUUAACUAUCUGUGACAAUACAGAAGACACUUUAACUAGUGACAUUGUAGUUGGUGAAUUAGUUAGUAGUGGUGUUAGUGAACUGUGUAAAGAGGAUAUUGAAAAUCCUCUAUUUUCUCCUGAUAGUGCAAAAGUUGUCGAACUCUUAGAUUGUCCGAUUAAUCAGGCAGUUAAAGAGGAUCAUUGUGGUUCAGAAGUAUUAUAUAUCUCUGAACCCGAAGAAGAAAACUAUUGCAGUUCUGAAGAACUAGAAGAGAUUGAAAUUGAAGCAAUUGCUGCCGAACUCGACUUAGUUAAAACAUCAGCCGAAGUCGUGGACUCGAUUGAACCACUGGUUGAAGCUGUGAAAGACGAUUUGGAAGUUAAUUGUUCUAUUAUUCCCAUCGAGUCAGAAGGUGAAAAUAGAAUUAUUGAAAGUGUUACAGAAGAAAUCAAAAUGAAGAAAGAAUCAGAACAAAUUAAAGAAGCAAUUAAUACUUUGGAUUUAGACAAAAUGAAAGAACCUGGUCAAUUAGCUGAUAAAUUGGCUUCUCUAGAACUUGACCAGAUGAAAAUUGAUGAAAGGAAAUCUGGGAGUGAGAGGGAUUCUGCAAAUCAUAGCCCAUCCGAAAUCAUGUUAGCAAGUCCGUCUAUCAGUAACUUCAGUGACGCGCAUUCUGAGGGGUCUAGCGACAGUGGCAAGGGGCAGAGCGAUGUAGCAAUAUCACCGUCAAGAACACCUGCUGGUGGAUCCAGUCUCGCCGGUGAUCAAGCACCUUCUGUAUACGAAUUCGUUUUGCCUCAGGUCAUUGUUGGAAGAUUAAUAGGAAGACAUGGCGUAUUCUUGAAUGAAAUAAAAACACAGACACAUACAAAUAUAUUUAUAAAAAGACAUCCAGAUUCGAAUAAACUAAAAGUCUGCGCUAUUGAAGGAACUCAACAGGACAUCGAUAAGGCGUUAGCGAAAAUUAGGCAAAAAUUUCCACUUAGACGAUUCCCUCAACUCACUCUCGAAAAAGUUUCUUUUGUACAGUUGAAUCCUCUUCCACCUCUUAAACCAGAAGAUUUCCACUUACAGUUAGUUGAAGGUGUGAACAACGAUGUUGUCCUGUCAUCUUUAAUCAGUGCAGCUCACUUUUUCCUCCAACAACCAUGCCAUCCAUCUUAUUCCUCAUUAACUGCAUUAAACACAAUAAUGACCCAGAUUUAUUCUUCAGGAGAAGCACCACCAUUAGAAUCCCCAGUUAACUAUGCAGUAUGUGCCGCCCCUGCAAUCGAAGGUUGGUACAGAGCACAGAUUAUCCAAGUCGAAGAAGAUGGCCUGCAUUGCACCGUCAAAUACUUGGACUAUGGCGGGUAUUCCCGAAUACUUGCCACCGACUUGCGACAGAUCCGCGGAGACCUCUUAGCCUUACCCUUCCAAGCUGUUGAAUGUUAUUUAGCUAAUGUAGCACCAGCAGGCGAGGAAUGGAGCAACGAGGCUAGGUUGUUUGUCCACGGCCUCACUUGUGGCCAAAUUCUUCAUGCUCAGGUCUACGAUUAUGCCGAGGAUGGGGCACCGCUAGUCUACCUUUAUUCAAGUUUCGGCAAUCAGGUGGUAUUAAUUAAUGAACAGCUUGUUGUGAACGGAUUUGGCGUUGUCGCCGAACAGGGAAGCUGUUGCGGUACUACCAGUGAAGACGGCGGUAGAACUGAUGAAGAAGCGACCAAGAGUGAAAGGGAUACAGAGUAA
Messenger RNA from Nezara viridula (southern green stink bug), 1875 nucleotides. Lineage: Eukaryota; Metazoa; Arthropoda; Insecta; Hemiptera; Pentatomidae. The record is from the annotation of a GenBank genome assembly.